Molecule: messenger RNA, 1296 nt
Organism: Mixia osmundae IAM 14324
Lineage: Eukaryota; Fungi; Basidiomycota; Mixiomycetes; Mixiales; Mixiaceae
Exons: 4
Coding region: 1-1296 (431 amino acids)
Cellular component (GO): cytoplasm
Molecular function (GO): 2-oxoglutarate-dependent dioxygenase activity
Source: RefSeq, a predicted model, not a curated record
AUGGUCAUCCGUACUAUGAGCAGCUUGCGCAAUGCGUCCACGACCCAAACAUUCGACCAUGCCAGUCCGGCCUAUCGAUCGACGUACACACUCGCACUGACCGGUCGAGACUGGUCGCCGCCUCCCAGUCGACCUGCGCCGAUAUUUGCCACAGCGCUCAGUCAUUCUGCCACUCUGCCGACCGAGUCAGAUUUUGAUCGUGUGACCAUCAAUGUCAACAGCGAAGGUGCUUGCGAACCACGCUAUGACGAAGACGGCAGGGAAGUGGACGAGCGAGGCUUUCCGGCCACACUGGUACCUUCCGGCGCACUUGACCCCCAUGUUUAUCCUCGCUCGGACUUGGCACCCGCUAUCGGCACAGAAUUCGAUCCGUCCGUUCAACUGGCUGACAUUCUCGACGCGCCAAACUCGGCAGACAUCCUGAGAGAUCUUGCUAUUCUCAUCUCGCAUCGUGGCGUAGUCUUUUUCAAGCAUCAGGACAUUCUGACACCUCAGCAACUCGCCACCGUGACCAAGCUGCUCGGCGAGCUGUCCGGUAGCCCAAAGGCGUCAGGUCUUCACAUCCAUCCUCUCACAUCGGACUUCAGCGAAUCGGGCGAGUUCAUCGGCAAGAUAUCCAACGAGCGAGAAGCGAACGGCGCACAGAUCUCAUUUGCGGAUGAGCGCAGCAACUUCGCCUCGGCUGGCUGGCAUACCGACAUCUCGUUUGAGCCUGUUCCCAGCAACUUUGCCGCUCUUAGGAUGCACACGCUCCCUCCGACGGGCGGCGACACCCUGUGGGCAAGCUCGUAUGCCGCGUAUGAGAAGCUCUCGCCCGCGAUGGCGCAGAUGCUUGAAGGGUGCACUGCAACGCAUCAUGCAGACAUGUUUAAAGAGCAAGCCAGUCGCUACGGCUUCCCUCUUCGCACGGAAGCACGCGGCCACCCGCUCAAUGUCGGUGACCAUCUAUCGGCCUCUCAUCCGGUCAUCCGAACCAACCCUGUCACGGGCCUGAAAGGACUCUUUGUCAACAAGAGCUUCACCAAGCGGAUCAAUGAGCUCUCUCGGGACGAGUCCAACAUCGUGCUCGAAUACCUGUACAGGCUCAUCUCUGACAACCACGACAUCCAAGUGCGAUACCGCUGGGGUCUCUCAGACGUUGCCAUAUGGAGCAACACGAGCACACAGCACUGCGCCACCUUCGACUAUGAUGGUCCUCGAGGAGGCGACAGAGCAGUCUCGCUCGGCGAAGUGCCGUACUAUGAUCCUGCCUCGCGCUCUCGCAAGGAAGCGCUCGAGGCUGCCUAUGCUGUCUGA